AGAUAUAGUCUUCGUCCCUCUUCAUCCCCUUGCUUCACUUAGACGUACUACAUACUACAUCUAAAUCGCACAUGACAUCUGACACGCUACUUCUACGUCCCCAUAUCUCACAUACAACACACUUGAUGAUGCCCAGCGACAUCACCGUUCCUCAUAUCAUGCCCUCACUCAUACUAUACACAACACACUGCCUGCGCACUACGUGAACCAACCACUUUGCCACCCCAUAGAUACCCAAUGAACACUGCAGCAAAACACAACACCACCAAUCCACGACAGCACAACAAAACACAACACAACACAGAACCCCCAUCCCUUCACCGCACCCAGCCAUCUACGCGCGUACUUAAAACCCCCAGUUCCAGUUCCUUCCUACAGCACACACUCUCCCUACUCUACCCACCCGAUACCAUCCGCACCACACAGUACACAGUCCACACUAUACACCCACCCAGCCAGCCAACCAGCAAACAACAAACCUCCAAAAGCCGCAUCCACAAACAAACCACACCAAAAGAUGCAGCCCUUCAACUACAACAACACACAACACGACCCCUUCGCCGCCGGCGCAAGCGUGGGCAUGCAGCAACAGCAAGCGAACUACUCAAUGGGCAAUGGCAUGGGAGGCAUGGGCAACGGCAUGGGAGGCAUGAGAGGCAUGGGAGGCAUGGGCAAUAUGGACAACAUGGGAAACAUGGGCAACAUGCCCAACAGCAUCCCCCCAACCCCCAACACACCCCACGCCCAACCCCACAACAUGAUAGGCACAGACAGCGACCCAGGCUUCAACGGCGAAAACAUGUACGCCGGCCCAGCAGCACACCACCAACACCAACGCAUCCCCCAAGCCCUCGUCCCACACGCCUACGCAGGACAACAAGCCCAGCAGCACCAGGCAGGCAUGAACGCCGGCAUGAUGCACAACGACAUGCACAACGACAUGCACCCCAGCACAAACACAACCCCCCACCCCCCAACAGGCACGCACUCCCAAAUCCGCACCCUACGAGCCCACUCUCGCGCAGGACGACAAAUCACCGAUUCCUUCCUGCGGAUGUACCCGGAGUUCCAGCGGAUGCAGAAGCAGCGGGCGCGGGCGCAGGCACCACGGGGGGGCCGCGGCGGGUGGACGCGCGGAGACGAGGUGGUGUAUGGGAAUACGGAGAGUCAGUUGCGGAGUAUGCAGCGGGAGGCGGAGCGGAUGAUUCCGGGGUAUAAGCUUGAUGUUGCGGCGUGGCGGUAUUUGGUUGGGAGGAGGGUGAGGGUUUGA
This is a messenger RNA of Pseudovirgaria hyperparasitica, 1270 nucleotides long. RefSeq lists its product as uncharacterized. The coding region runs from base 238 to 1218 and encodes 326 amino acids. NCBI's taxonomy places the organism in Eukaryota, Fungi, Ascomycota, Dothideomycetes, Acrospermales, Acrospermaceae. The transcript has 2 exons. The record is from RefSeq and is a predicted model, not a curated record.